Molecule: messenger RNA, 2643 nt
Organism: Zophobas morio
Lineage: Eukaryota; Metazoa; Arthropoda; Insecta; Coleoptera; Tenebrionidae
Gene: MESK2
Product: protein NDRG3
Exons: 10
Coding region: 202-1638 (478 amino acids)
Biological process (GO): signal transduction
Cellular component (GO): cytoplasm
Source: RefSeq, a predicted model, not a curated record
UCCAGAAUUCACUUGAACCCCGGUCACGUGAACGCCUAACAACCAAUCAGACCUCAUUUUGCAUUACAACAUUAGUGCGAGUGCAUAAACGUCAUUCGAAUAAGUGGAAGCUGUACUGGCUUGGUCGAAAACUGUGUCUGUGUUGUGUUUUUGUAAAUUGAUAAAACAAAACUGCCACAUUUAACGGCCUCCUAACCGACGAUGCCGGCGAGCCUCAGCGGCUCGUACCGCUCCUUGUCGGGCUCGAGCGACGUGUACCGCUCGACCACGGUUGCAGGUGGCGGCGGGAAUGCCGCCGCCGGGAUCAUCGAAGGCAUGAAGAAAGCUUUUAGUUUCAUGGCAGGGGGGACAUCCAAGGACCAAAAGCUGAUCGAGAGGGUCGCCGGAGGCGGCCCGGUCGUCAUCUCAUCCAGGACAGAAAGCUCGAAUAGUAACAGGAAAAUGCCCGCUUCCGGUGUUGCUGAAGAGGCGGCCCUUUUGGGUACGAUGCCAUCGGACAGUAUGGACGACAUCGAACUAAAAAACAUCCAAUUACAAUUCCCUUCGGCGCGUUCGUUGUCACGUGAUGAUUCUUCAGCUCAAGAGGAAAUUGUCGAGACUGAUCGUGGAAAUUUGGUGGUAGCGGUACAGGGAUCUAGGAAUAAGCCAGCCAUUCUAACCUAUCACGACUUGGGCCUCAAUUAUGUUUCUAGUUUCCAAGCCUUCUUUAAUUACAUUGACAUGAGGGCGUUAUUGGAGAACUUUUGCGUUUACCACGUCAACGCUCCAGGGCAGGAGGAGGGGGCUCCCACAUUACCCGAAGACUACAUUUACCCCACCAUGGACGAACUCGCUAACCAGCUGAGCUUCGUGCUCACCCACUUCGGUCUCAAGCAGUUCAUCGGCUUCGGAGUCGGCGCUGGAGCAAACAUUCUGGCCCGUUUCGCCCUAAACAACCCCAACCAAGUGACCGCCCUCUGCCUCAUCAACUGCGUCAGCACGCAGGCUGGCUGGAUCGAAUGGGGCUACCAGAAACUGAACGCGAGGCAUCUCCGGUCGAAGGGUAUGACACAAGGAGUCUUGGACUACCUGAUGUGGCACCACUUCGGCAGGAACACAGAAGAGAGGAAUCACGACCUGGUGCAAGUGUACAAAAGCUACUUCGAACGCAACGUCAACCCUACGAAUCUCGCUUUGUUCAUCGACAGUUACGUGCGUCGUACUGAUCUCAAUAUACAGAGGGAGCUCGAUCCUACGAAACGAAAAGAAUCUGCUACGUUGAAGAUGCCGGUGAUGAAUAUUACGGGGUCUUUGAGUCCACAUGUCGACGAUACGGUUACUUUUAAUGGACGCUUGGAUCCUACCAACUCGUCGUGGAUGAAGAUCUCAGACUGUGGAAUGGUUUUGGAGGAGCAACCCGGCAAAGUGAGCGAAGCUUUCAGAUUAUUUCUGCAAGGCGAAGGCUACGCCGUACAAGUGCGCCGACGGGCCAGUAGCAGCGUGUCAAUAGAAGUGGCUCCCCUAUCGCCUACAAAAAUGGCCCUUUUCCGCAAAACAUCGUUGGAGGAACUGCUCAAAUCGAAGUUGCCCAAUGGCGGCCAGUGGCCAACGAACGUCAUCCAUAUCACUGAAAACCCUAUAUCGGCCGUCGUCUGUUAAAAACAAACAUUUUAAAGAACCGCCGCCACUGCUCACACACAAUCACAUAUAAACACAUUCACACACGUAUUUUGACACUGUAUUGAAAUUUAUCAGGUGGAUUUGUCGAAGUGACAAGAUGGCGGACGCUUCGAGGAAUCUCCCUGGAUAUAUAGUAUCAAGCGGGACGCAUUAAGCAUGUGAUGUUCUCAAAAAUAAAGCGCUAAAGUAGGUUAGAUUAACGAAUUUUUUAAAGAGAUAUCUUUGUAACUGUUGUGUAGUUAGUAGGCCGGGGUUACAAGAUGGCGGCUGAAAAAAAGUAAUCAGAAUCGGCGAAAUCUCCAGGCACGCCACUGGGUUAAUAUCAAAAUGAGCUUAUGAGUUGGGCUGCUUUAGUGUGAAAACGGUCGGUGGAAAUGUCAUUUGAACCAUAGGCGUCGCGAUAAUUUUUUUCCUGUACAUAGAGGGUGUGUUGUGAUAAAUUUCAAUACAGAUACUUCGUUGGCCACUGCCCUUCAGAAGCACAUAUCCUAGUUAGUCUGAGUUGACCAGGCCCGGAUUGAGUUAUUUCGAGGCCUAUGGGCCACUUUUGAUCAUUGCAACGAAAUUUAAUCACGCCGUAUCGACAGCCUAGCGACUUGUUGACAAAAGUAAAAGAACUAGGUGCGCUUAACAUAGGACCUUGACAACAGUGUUUUUCUUGUAUGAUUUCUGUUGUGAUUAGUUGACAUUUAUUAAAUGAUAUUAAAUAAAUAGUUGUAGGUUGAGCUUUACUUGUUGAUAGAAAGCCUAAAUGAAGAUAAUAUUUAAUGAAUUUAACGAGAACCCCUCACGGAACAGUAUAGUUUUUAUUAUUUUUUAAGGUUAUGUAAAAUGAUUGAUCGGUGUCGUUGGAUGCUGUUCGGUUUUUAUAUUGUUGCGAUGUAGUUUUAUGUUUUGAAAUGUGAUGAAUAAUCGUAUUGUGCCUCACUUUGUUAAUGGUUUAAGUUAAGCACUAUUUAAUUUUAAUAAAAUGUUUAAAACGUU